CAAGACUUUGUUGUGUAUUCGUUGAGUGUUUUUAUUUUUAAAAGUUAGUUAAGUCUUAUGGAUUCAACUUAGUUGAGGCUAACAAAUCCUAAAUUUUUUUCCCCAAUAUGAUUUUUCUGACGGAUUGCUCAAUGCUAGUGAAAAUUAAGGGAUGAAAAGGAUGGUGCUUAAUGACAAUAGGUACCUCUCUCUUUUUACGAGUAUUGUUUUCAAAAGUUAGUUGAGUCUUUGUGAAAUCAACUUAGUUGAGAUUGAGAAAUCCUCAUCAUGGACAUAUUGAAUUCUUUGUAUACAUCACUCAAUAACGUUUUUUUUUUUUUGAAAGAAAUCAGGUUAAUAAUAUGAGUAUCUAAAUAAGCAUACUCCAUUGUUGAAUGUGUAGAAUGUUUUUGUAAAAGUUUGGAAUGCAAUUAGUCUUAUCAUCUCGUUGACUUUCUUGCUUACUAUACACUAUACAGUGACGAACUAAAGACUGAAAACCUGAAGGCUGUAUUACUGAAGAGCAACAACUUCAAGCAUUCCUCAGAAACUCAUCAAUGGCGGCAAAACUCACUUCCAGACUACUCCUUCAAUCUCACCACCAUCUUCAUCUUCAUCUUCCCGCCAUUUCUCGCUCUCUCUGCUCAAUCUCUUCUUCAUCUUCAACAGCAAAACCAUCAAUUCCAUCUCUUCAACCAUCUCACGACGCAGAUUUAAUCUCCAACAUUCUAAUCGAACAUCACAACCCUUUUCAUGCCAUGGAAUCCUCCCUUCAACUCUACGGUAUUUCUCUCUCCUCUUUUCUUCUUCACCAAACCCUAAUUCGUCUUUCCCACCUCUCAAAAAUUGCCCUUUCUUUCUUCUCCUAUUCUCUCUCCUCUCACCCUUCUGCCAUUGAUGUCACCUCCUUCAAUCUAAUCGUCGAUAUCCUCGGAAAAGUUCGUCAAUUCGACGUUGUUUGGCAGUUGAUUCUUCAAAUGCAAACCCUAAACCUAAAACCCCAGAAUUCCACUUUUUUGAUCUUUAUUCGUCGUUUGAUUGCUGCUAAUUUUACCCGGCAAGCGAUUCGGGCGUUUGAUGAUAUGCCCUGUUUUACUGAAACAGAGGUUUGUAAAGAUGAUUUUGUGUAUGUGAUUGAUACAUUGUGUAAAUAUGGUUAUGUUAGGGUUGCAAUGGAGCUUUUUAAUAAAAGGAAAUUCGGGUUCGAGGUUUGUGUUAAAGUUUAUGCUGUUUUGAUUGAUGGGUGGUGUAAGGUGAAGAGGGUUGAUAUAGGAGAAAGAUUGUUGAGAGAGAUGAUUGAUAAAGGGAUUGAACUGAAUGUAGUUUGUUACAAUAUAUUGCUUAAUGGGAUUUGUCGAAAAUCGAGUUUGCACCCGGAUGAUCGCUUUGAGAGGACGAUUCGUGCUGCAGAUAAGGUGUUUGAUGAAAUGCGUGAGAGAGGGAUUGAGCCUGAUGUUACUAGCUACUCUAUUGUGCUUCAUGUGUGUAGCCGUGCUCAUAAGCCUGACUUGACUUUAGAUAGGUUGGAGGGGAUGAAGGCAAAGGGGAUUUGCCCGAGUGUGGCUACUUAUACGUCGGUUGUUAAGUGUCUUAGUUCGUGUGGGAGGGUUGAUGAUGCUGAGAGGUUGCUUAAUGAGAUGAUUGAGAGUGGUGUUACACCGAGUGCUGUAACGUAUAAUUGUUUCUUUAAGGAGUUGAGAGGAAGAAAGGAUGCCGAAAAGGCUUUGGAGUUGUAUAGGAGGAUGAAGAAAGAAGGUGUGUGUGUUGCGAGCUUGCAUACGUAUAAUAUCCUUGUGCAAAUGUUUGUGAAGUUGAAUAACAUGGAGGUCGUUGAAGAGAUAUGGAAUGAUAUGAAAGAAGCCGGGGCUGGACCUGAUUUAGACUCGUAUACCGUAUUAAUUCAUGGUUUGGUUGAGAAAGAGAAAUGGAGGGAAGCAUGUGAAUAUUUCGUGCAGAUGAUUGAGAAAGGAUUUCUUCCUCAGAAGAUCACCUUUGAGAUGCUUUAUCGCGGGUUGAUACAAGCUGAUAAGUUGAGAACUUGGAAGAGGCUGAAGAAGAAACUUGAUGAAGAGUCCAUAUCGUUUGGGUCCGAGUUUGAUGAUUAUCACCUUCAACCCUACAAGAGAUGAGAUUUAGAGAUGAUUUUGAGUAUGGAUAACCACAUUGUCAAUCGUGCUUAUCGGAUUGGCCAGAAGAUACAUGUUCUAGUUUAGAGACUGAUGACAUGUGGUGCUACAAUUGAAGAAAAAAUACACAGGAUGCAGGUUUUUUUUUUUUUUUUUUUUUGAAGGCAUAUAGGAUGCAGCGAUGUGUAUAUGACAGUCACGAACCAAUUCAAUGCUACAGAGUGAAGUAUACUAAAAAGUGGCGCUCCAUGAUCACUGGUCAGAACGUGAACUUGAGGUUAUUUUAAGGGAGCUGAGGAUGGAACUUGGUUUCUGGGCAAAGAUCAAGACAAGAAACCCAGCUGAAGCGAAGCUGAAGUAAUGGCUAUUAGAGGUGGAGUGGUGUUAGCUUCUUGACUCGGGGUUGUAGAACAUCAUUAGUAGUUUACUCUGUACAAGCUCUGGAGGACGUGUGGAAACAAGGAACAAUGAACUAGCUGCUAUACUUGCUGAUAUAGGGGAAUUCCUCCAGAGAUUGCAACUUUAGGUUCAGCUAUGUGCCUCGAGAAGCAAAUUUCUUGGCUCAUUACCUUGUGAAUUAUGCUGUAAGCAUGGAGGAGGAAGUGAAGAUACAUACAGGUGAAGAUAAUUACCAUAUGUCCAUAAUUUACAGUAGAGGGCUAUUUAAAUGUCUUGUGCAUUUUCUAAUAGAAUACAUUGUACUACUCCGUUCUUAAAUUUUUGCCCUAUUCUAAUAUUUGGGUUAAACUUUUAAAACUUUGAUCAAUAAUUAUCCUUGAUCUAUAUAAGUAAUAAUAUAAUGUUGAAUUCGUCUCAUUGUAUUUGUAUAGUUUAUGAAUAUCAAGUUUUUAUAAUUGGUAUGCAUAUAGAAAUAGAGAUAUUUUCUUCUUUUUUUUUUUGGGAAUAUGUAGUUUCUUUCACUAAACAUUGAGUAAGAUUUUUUCCCUUCUUUCAAAAAAAAAUCCCUCCCCCUCAAAAUAAAAAGGAUAUUGUUGACGAAUGUCCCGGGGCGUUGAAUAAG
Messenger RNA from Chenopodium quinoa (quinoa), 3126 nucleotides. RefSeq names its product pentatricopeptide repeat-containing protein At2g13420, mitochondrial-like. Bases 537 to 2108 code for a protein of 523 amino acids. The transcript is spliced from 3 exons. Lineage: Eukaryota; Viridiplantae; Streptophyta; Magnoliopsida; Caryophyllales; Amaranthaceae. Gene Ontology annotation, molecular function: protein binding. The record is from RefSeq and is a predicted model, not a curated record.